Peromyscus eremicus (cactus mouse) is the source of this 1762-nucleotide messenger RNA. RefSeq names its product pantothenate kinase 2 (gene Pank2). Gene Ontology annotation, molecular function: ATP binding; pantothenate kinase activity. Lineage: Eukaryota; Metazoa; Chordata; Mammalia; Rodentia; Cricetidae. Gene Ontology annotation, biological process: coenzyme A biosynthetic process. The record is from RefSeq and is a predicted model, not a curated record. Bases 465 to 1574 code for a protein of 369 amino acids. The transcript is spliced from 8 exons. Gene Ontology annotation, cellular component: cytosol; nucleus.
CCCCACCCACCUCCUGGGGCGUUCUUUCCCUGAGAACGUCUCCGUUUUCUUCCUGAGCAGGCGCCUCCUCUCCCCGACCCUUCGGCUCCCCAGUCGCGUUCGCAAACUAAGCCUUUUAUUUGGCGAUUUCGAGCUCACUCGAAAAUGGUUAACUGUCCCCUCCUGGAAGCGCCACGGGCCUAAAAUUCGACUCGGCUCGGUACGCCUCUUGCUUGCUUUUCUUCCCGAGAGAAUUCAGGGAAGAGAUUGUUUGCCUUUGUGAUGGUGAGAAGUACUCUUGGUGGAGAGGAAUUGGUGGUAGCCUGUCGAGUUUCUCCAAAUCUAUUUCCUGACCAUAUCAACAUGGCUGCUGAAACUUGCUCCUGUGUCGUCCUGGCAGCCAUUCCACCUCAUGCUCGAGUAGAGCGUCCCUGUGCGCUUUCCCACCUUCACAGCUGCUUCCAGCUUUAUUAGUGUUCCUUUGGAUGCUUCAGAACAGACACUGGCUAGUUUUUCCAUGGUUUGGCUUGGAUAUUGGUGGAACCCUAGUCAAGCUGGUUUAUUUUGAACCUAAAGACAUCACUGCUGAGGAAGAAAAGGAGGAAGUGGAGAGUCUCAAAAGCAUUCGCAAGUACCUGACCUCCAAUGUGGCUUAUGGAUCCACAGGAAUUCGGGACGUGCACCUUGAGCUGAAGGACCUGACUCUGUGUGGACGCAAAGGCAAUCUGCACUUUAUACGCUUUCCCACUCAUGACAUGCCUGCUUUUAUUCAAAUGGGCAAAGAUAAAAACUUCUCGAGUCUCCACACUGUCUUUUGUGCCACUGGAGGUGGAUCAUACAAAUUUGAGCAGGAUUUUCUCACAAUAGGUGACCUUCAACUUCACAAACUGGAUGAACUGGAUUGCUUAAUAAAAGGAAUUUUGUACAUUGACUCAGUUGGAUUCAAUGGACGGUCACAAUGCUAUUAUUUUGAAAAUCCUGCUGAUUCUGAAAAAUGUCAGAAGUUACCAUUUGAUUUGAAAAAUCCAUACCCUCUGCUUCUGGUGAACAUCGGCUCAGGGGUUAGCAUCUUAGCAGUGUAUUCCAAAGAUAAUUAUAAGAGGGUCACAGGCACCAGUCUUGGAGGAGGAACUUUCUUUGGUCUCUGCUGUCUUCUUACUGGCUGUAGCACUUUUGAAGAAGCUCUUGAAAUGGCGUCUCGUGGGGAUAGCACCAAAGUGGACAAAUUAGUUCGAGACAUUUAUGGAGGAGACUAUGAAAGGUUUGGAUUGCCAGGCUGGGCUGUGGCUUCAAGUUUUGGAAACAUGAUGAGCAAGGAGAAGAGAGAGUCUGCCAGUAAGGAGGACCUUGCCAGAGCAACUUUGAUCACCAUCACCAACAACAUUGGCUCCAUAGCAAGAAUGUGUGCCCUUAAUGAAAACAUUAACCAGGUCGUGUUUGUCGGCAAUUUCCUGAGAGUCAACACAAUCGCCAUGCGGCUUCUGGCAUAUGCUCUGGAUUACUGGUCUAAGGGGCAGCUGAAAGCACUGUUUUCAGAGCAUGAGGGUUAUUUUGGAGCUGUUGGUGCACUCCUUGAGCUGUUGAAGAUACCCUGACUGUUACCCAGAGGACUUCCUGAAACUUACCACAGGGCCAUCUGUGGACUUCAGUUUUUUUGUUUUGUUUUGUUUUGUUUUUUUUAAGAGACUUAUGUUUUAUGAUCGUGUACUACCCAAAUCAGAGCAAGAAACAAAUGUAUUUUUCUAAGUCAUCAAGAUAAAUUCUUAAAAUUCUGUCUAACCUA